Molecule: messenger RNA, 1524 nt
Organism: Trypanosoma cruzi
Lineage: Eukaryota; Euglenozoa; Kinetoplastea; Trypanosomatida; Trypanosomatidae
Exons: 1
Coding region: 1-1524 (507 amino acids)
Source: RefSeq, a predicted model, not a curated record
AUGCGUGGGAGAUUAGAUCUUUUUUCUUUUAUUGUUUUGCUUUGCAUACCCCUCAUUUUCUGUUUGUCACGAAGACGACAGAAAACAGUGCCUGCUGUUUUUCUUUUUUGUUGCCUUUAUUUUUCGCAUACGUUUGUUUGCUUCUGCGUUCUCCCUGCUGUUGUCAUUGAUGUUGUUGAUAGCGCCGCCCUAUCCUCUUCCUCCUAUUCCUUCUCUUCCCCCUCCUUUUCUACCCCCUUCCCACUUCUCAGGAAGCGCAACUUGCUGCCGAUGCUGAGCCGGUUAGGCGCUAGGAAAAGUUCACUGCGCUGCCAUGCCGUCACGGUGCCUCGCUGCUUUUUUUACGCCGGUUUGGACGAGUCACGUGUGCGGCGGCUGCGACGUGCCAGCACGACAUUUAACAAACCUCGGGGCCGUGACGAUUUAUCGUUAGCAUUUGAGCGUCGUGUGAGGGUGCUGCCACUUCUCGAGAUGGGAGACUUGUACGCACUGCCGACAACGACAUCAGGGUCUGCCCGCAGCAACGCAUCAGGGCCUACGACGAGGCAGUGGCGUGUGCUCGUGGUCGAGCUGCUUUCACUGGGCGAUGUGGAUGCUCCGGUGCCUUACCCAGCGGCGCAUCCGGCGUACUACGACGGGUGGUCAGAUGGCUCUGAAGAAGACUCUCAAGAAAAAAGGUAUGGGACGCCACCGUUUCUUCUCCGUGAGGGUAGACGCGUACUGUUGCCAGGCAACCAACGGCAACUGCGGCAAAACGGUGACACCUCACUGUUACGUGGAACAUUUACCAAAAGGAGCGCGAGUCAUGGCACCGCCGAGUAUGCAGUGGCGCUAUGUAUUGAUCCGUUUCUGGAAUUGGAGCGAUUUAGACGCGAAGAGGCGCAGGUAGAGUUGAUUUGUGGUUAUCGCAAUGUACUUUACGAGGCGGUGGAACUCCCGGACGGACCGGCAGACGUUGUCCGCGUCCCCGCUCUCUCGUGUGACACAUGUGGGGCACACUUGCGUCAUGAAAUUGGCAAACUCAGCCAGCAAGCCCUCAUCAAGGGGUUUCACCGCAUCAGCAAUGAGGCAAAGGAGGCACUCAUUUUAAAUCCACUCUUUCGCGUCGAGGUGUACGUUCCGCCAGCGUUGCUUGAAAACUUUGAACGUGUGUUUCUGGAGGACGCAUGGGAGACGCCGGAGUCGACGAUCAACCCUGGACGCACCGCGCUGUACCCUGGCCUGCCUCCUCCAAGAACACUGCUGGAGGCGGACGGUUGGAUCGGCAAACGCCGCGAGUUAGUUGAGGCCAUUGAGACGGAGGGACGUAGUUUGAUGCGUGGGACGCAACGUGCGUUGGACGGGACUGCCAUCACACCGCGGGAGGUACUCACAAAUAUUCGCGUCUUUGGUCGUGAGCGGGAGCUGAAGAAGAUGCUCGAAGGGGAGCGGGCAACGGCAGCGCAGGAGGGAUAUGACACAACCGGCGGCAGCAGUAAUCCGUCGGCGAAUGCCUCGUUGCGUCCAGGCGUCAAUCAGUUGUGA